AUGACCGAGGAGGCGCUCACUCCUCAUCGGAUCAGCCCGCGGAAACAAAGGCAGAGCAGACCACUGGGCGAUUCCUUCUUUGGCGCAAAGGGCAUCGCAAAGACCCCGGCCUCGAAGAAUCCAAUACCGUCCUCUUCUCCGGCCUUCGGAACGCCACUUCAUCCCAUUAAGCCCUUCAAUGUCGGCGCGCCGACCAAGCAGACGAUCCUCCCCAUUCUCCUACCGCCAGCGACACUCAGGCCGUUGGCUUUUCGCACAUUCACGAAGAAGCACAGCUUGACCCUCACCUCGUCUACUCUGCAGGAGCUUGCUACCUUUAUUGGGAGGCACUGUGGCUCAGGAUGGCGCGAGGAAGGCCUGGCGGAGAAGGUGCUUGAAGAGGUCGCAAAGAGCUGGAAGAAUCGCAAUGGAGGGGUUAUGGUUGAUGGGUCGAAUCCAGCGUUGAAAGACAUUCUGAAGACGUUAGAAGGCAACAUGAGUGGCGGAAAGAUCGUGACCGGUCCUCGAGGACUAAGCCGGCAGAAUAGUCUGCUGCUGGAAUCUGCGCAGGAGAAGGACCUUUCCAACACGAGGUUGGGCAUUCGACCGACCAACUUAUUGACGAGGGACGAUAGCCAAACGAGUAUGGGUAUGUCUGGACUAGCCAUGGAGGAAGAUGAUGAGGACGAGGAGGUCAAGGACCCGAGGAAAUGGAUCAAGGUUGUUGGAGCGUAUGAGCAACCCCGGAUGUUGUACAAUGUCAACAAGAAACACUUCGAAAGGUACAAUGUCAUCCAUCAGAGACUCCUCCGCAACGAGUCCUUUCAAACCUCAGCAGUAGCCGACGCCAGGGGAUCGGGCCGCUCCAGUCUUGCGUCUCAGUCACAUCAAGCCCAUAAAAUCACGCCAGUCGCCAACUUACUAGGCAGGCAUGGUACUCACCACAUGCUUCUCGGGAUGCUGGUCAUCCUUCCUACUGGAAACCUGGCGAUCUGUGACCUCACUGGCGCCAUCGCCCUCGACCUGUCCCAAGCUGCUGCGAUUCCUGAAGAUUCCGCAUGGUUUACCCCUGGAAUGAUAGUCCUCGUCGACGGUGUGUACGAGGAGGAGGAAGAGUCAGUUGGCAAAGGCUUGAGCGGGAGCAGCGGUGUCGGCGGCACGAUAGGUGGCCGUUUCCAGGGCUUCUUCAUCGGACAGCCCCCUUGCGAGAAGAGGAAAGUCACACUCGGAAUCAGCGGCCCGGACGGCGGCCCGGACCACACCAUAGGAGGUGGGUUCGGCUGGAUCGAUUUCCUCGGCGUUGGUAGCGAGCGCGCCGUGGGAUCCCGCAUGCGCCGGUUGGAGCAGCGCAUUCUGAGACAGCCUUCCACGCCCGACAUGCCUGGCCGCGGCCGCAUGGUCAUUCUCGGAGAGCUGAACCUAGAUCAGCCCCGGACUCUGCAGGCAGUCCGCAAGAUCCUCGCCACCUACGCCACCGAGCCCGAAGGGUCCACGCCCCUGAGCUUCAUCCUGACCGGCAACUUCACCCAGCACGCCGUCAUGUCGCGCAGCGAGAGCGGCGGCAGCAUAGAAUACAAGGAGUACUUCGACUCCCUGGCCUCGACCCUCGCCGAAUUCCCGACCCUGCUCCAGGGCUCCACGUUCGUCUUCGUCCCCGGCGAUAACGACGGCUGGGUCUCGGCCUUUUCGGCCGGCGCGGCGGCCCCCUUGCCCAGGAAGUCCGUGCCCGAGCUCUUCACGUCGCGCGUGCGCCGUGCCUUCGCCUCGGCCAACGCCGAACUCGGGCCCAGCGGCAGUAGCCAGGGCGGCGAGGCCGUGUGGACCACCAACCCCAGCCGCCUCACGCUCUUCGGGCCCAGCCACGAGCUGGUGCUCUUCCGCGACGACGUCUCGGCGCGCCUGCGCCGCACAGCCGUCCGCCUCAAGACGACGCGGAAACCCACCGAGCAAGACGAGAACAACGACAGCUCAUCGCAACAGGCCGCGGCGGCGACCAACGACGCCAUGGACCUCGACGACGAGGCUCCGUCCUCCCCGCCCGUGAUAGCAGCUUCCGCCGAGAAGCAGCAGGAGCAGCAGCAGACAGGCGAAGCAGGCCCGGACGCGGUGCCCUACGACAUCCGCACGGCGCGCAAGCUCGUCAAGACGGUGCUGGACCAGGGCUACCUGGCGCCGUUCCGGCAGCCCGUGCGCCCCGUGCACUGGGACUACGCCGGCGCGCUGCACAUAUACCCGCUGCCGACGGCCAUGGCGCUCGUCGACACGACAGCCCCGGCCUUCUGCAUCACGUACGAGGGCUGCCACGUCAUGAACCCCGGCGCCGUGCUCGUGAGCGGCCGCAGGGGCGUGGCGAGGUGGAUCGAGUACGAGAUUGGCCGAGUUGGGCGAGUCAGGGAGUGUUUGUUUUAG
Molecule: messenger RNA, 2388 nt
Organism: Thyridium curvatum
Lineage: Eukaryota; Fungi; Ascomycota; Sordariomycetes; Thyridiales; Thyridiaceae
Exons: 2
Coding region: 1-2388 (795 amino acids)
Biological process (GO): error-prone translesion synthesis; DNA-templated DNA replication
Cellular component (GO): epsilon DNA polymerase complex
Molecular function (GO): DNA binding
Source: RefSeq, a predicted model, not a curated record